AUGGACGCUCGGCCUACUACGGCAGACUCAAAGCAUCAUUAUCCUCCUCACCUACAGCUUUGGAACCGCUCAAUCUCCAGUCCAGCUGUCCCGAAAUUGGCCACAUCAAGUUUGCACACGGCAGCAAUUACCGUCUCCGUGACGAACUGCUGCACGACGCCCUCGCCGCGACCCGACCACCCGCCGUCUGCGUUCCCCACCCACAUUGAUCUGCUUCCCAUUCUCUUUCCCCAGCAAAACUCAUUGUACCACGCUCAACUUCUCCAGUACAACAAACUCAUUGCGCCAGGACGCGGUCGCGGAGGAGGUCUCCAGACAACCCCCUUGCCACCAUUGCUGUCGACUCCGAACGUUCAAGUCGGGCCGCGCUCUCGCUCAACUUCCAAAGUGUCGAACAGGGAUUCAUCACGCGCCAAACCCGGCACGCAAAAUUGCCAUGGGAAUAGAGGCCUGCAGAACCAUCAUACCGGUAAAGGCGAUCGCGCUGGUAUAACGUCAAAGGAUAAGAUGCCCCCGCCGAGGAAAACGGCGGUCGAUCUCACGCACCCCCUCCCAUCUCGACCUGCCGUGGCGUCUUCCACUUCGCCAACCAAUCUCACUGCAGCAGGAGGGCAUUCCAGUUCCGUGCCUUCGACCCCCCACCAACAUCCUCGGAAAUUCACCUACGAGUCGAGAGAACCCUCCCCAAACGCGAUCCAGGGACAUUCCCCACGCUCUGCAUAUUCCGAGACUAAUGGCAAUGUGCCUUCACUCCGGCCGCUGCCGCCCCGACAUGGUGGCUGCCGCUUCGAAACGGCUGUCCAGAAGAUACGGCGGAGAAUCCCCUACAGCAUUGGCGAUGAAAAGCUCGAACGCUCUGAUCUUUCCAAGAUUCAGAGCAGGCUCUCAGAAGACGAUGAGCGAAAGUUGACGACGGAUAUGCGCGAACUCUACGACCGGUUAAAACCGACCGAUGCCGUGGAAGAGAAGCGCCACAAACUGGUACAGAAAUUGGAGAAGUUGUUGAACGAGGCCUGGCCUGGCUGCAGCAUUCGUGUUAAUCUUUUUGGAUCGUCUGGCAAUUUGCUCUGCACGGAUGAUUCUGAUGUGGACAUCUGCAUUGAAACGACUUGGAAAGAACUCGACAAACCGAUUUGCAAGCUUGCCGAGUUGCUAGCAAGUCAUGGCAUGCAAAAGGUAGUCUGUGUCAGUUCCGCCAAGGUGCCAAUCGUGAAAGUUUGGGAUCCUGAGUUGGAGCUGGCUUGCGACAUGAAUGUGAACAACACCCUUGCGUUGGAGAAUACUCGCAUGAUCCGAACGUACAUUGAGAUUGACGAUCGGGUACGACCUCUCGCAAUGAUCAUCAAGCACUGGACGCGUCGUCGGAUGAUCAACGACGCAGCUUUUGGUGGUACUCUCAGCUCAUACACUUGGAUAUGUAUGAUCAUCGCCUUUCUCCAGCUACGGCAGCCACCGGUUGUCCCUUCACUCCAUCAACGACCGCACUUGAAAAAAGGAAAGAGGGAGGCCGACAUCGCACCUUUCGGGGAUGAUCUGGAGAGACUCCGAGGUUUUGGCGAGCCAAACAAGUCUACUGUGGGCGAAUUGUUGUUCGAGUUCUUCCGGUUCUAUGCGCACGAAUUCGAUUACGAUAACAGUGCCGUGUCCGUUCGCCUUGGCAAACUAAUGUCCAAGUCCGAGAGGAAGAGUUGGUUGCUGGCAAUUAACAAUAGGUUGUGCGUGGAGGAACCAUUCAAUACUAUGCGCAACCUGGGUAAUACAGCCGACGACACUUCAUUCCGAGGAAUUCAUCUCGAGCUACGCCGAGCCUUUGAUCUGAUCGCGGCAGGCAAGCUCGAUGAGUGCUGCGAACAAUACGUUUUCCCCAAGGAAGAAGAGAAGCCGAUAUUCCAGAAACCAUCCUCGGCGCCCAGGCCUGCACUCCUCCGCAGUGCUUCCCACACGAACCGACCCAACAAUGGUGGCAAUUCUCGGAGAGGAGGUCGCCAACAAGGUCAAUUUCGUGGCAGCAACAACCACGCGAACAACCGCAGGGCCUCUUCUAGCACAACAUAUGACAACAAUGCCAAUCUUGCCUACUAUCCAAGCUAUCCAUACAUGGGAAACGAUGGUGGCAUGUUCAUGGCUGUUGCUCAAACAUUGUCAGAUUUGCAGUUGCAGGAAAAUCAGUUGCGUUUUCUUCAGUAUACCCAAAACCAAGCACUCGCUCAGCAGCAGCAGGUGCUUACUCACGCACAGAGAAUGCAAGGUAAUGUCUCUCAGCCACAAACAUCGACAGCCCGUUCGAGGACCAACUCCUUCGAUGCACCGCCCCUGACCGCACCGAUCCGUCCUGAUAUGUGGUACUGGCAGCAGUUCCAAGGCCAGCCAUACUAUGCCAGCCCGCCAAGCUUCACGUCAUAUCCGUCAUCACCGUCGACGCAACAAGCUGCGGAACAACGGCGCGGCUCCCAUAGAUCUAGUGCAGCCCAUGAAGCUGGGACUGCAGCUUCGGGAAGUGCUUUACGGUCUCACUCACAGCCUGCCUCUAGAUCCGCCCCUAGCGCUCAGGUUGUCCCCGGACUGCUAGCACAGGCUCCUGUCGUGAAUGGUACUGCAAAUAUCCCUACCAGGCAAAUCAACGGCAGGCCCAUGCCAAGCUUCAUUCCUGACGAAGGUACCGAAGUUGAUCCUGGUUUGGUAGCCAGCCACGUACCACAGGCAGAGGACAAACUUCAAGUGCAACGUGAUUUGUCCACAAGUCCAGCGGGAAAGCCCAACGGUCUGCCUGCUUUUGGGGAUCUUGGGUCUCAGGGAUCUGGCCAGGGCACCCAGGGUCGUCGCCGCCUAUCUUCAGACCAGUUUCCGCAAUCAAUUCUUGACCGGAUCAAGCGGACUUCACGUUCGCCCUCUCCGUUGGGUAACAGGGCCGUGACCACCGGUCCAGGCGCCAACCCCCUGGCAGCUUCUGCUCCUCAGAGUGUGACUCGACCAACACAGGAUGCAAGGCCUCUGGUUGUUAAUGGCUCGGUUUUCAAGUCCUCUGCACCUGUUGCGAGCCACAAAGCUGUUACCGGCGAAAAUAUCAACCCCUCAGACGCAUUGUACGAGAAUCCGCUUAACAUUAACCAGCAGUCAACAGGCGGCACUGGAUACUCUUAUGUCGUGGCAGAUCAGGCUGCCGCAGCCACUAAUGGCGAGCCUCUGGUUGUAGACCGCCCUGUGGUCGUGAACGGUUCAUCUCCGGCUUCAGUAGCACCGUGCCAGGCAAUAGAAGGUAUUCCGAUGGCAUACCAUGGGGUUCCGUUUGCUGCAAGCUCAUCAACCGGAUCCGGCAGCUCACCGCCUAUGCACUACCAGCCUGCUGGCUUCCCACGGACCUUUGUGCCUGGGCAGCCACAAAGCCCUCUCAUGGCGCUCGACUUAGCAACGGAUCGCAUGCAGAUAACUGAUCCACAUCUGUCGCCCAUCACUGAAGUGACUCCAUCCCCAACAGCCAGUCGCAAAUUCGACCUGCCGGCGAGUCUGCCACGGACGCGACCUAGUUUGUCUCAUUCUAGCAAGGAUGCAAGACUCGAACAUAGGCCUAAACAGAAGGCUCCUGCGGAAGUGACGGUAUCGGCGAAACCCGAGUCUUCUUCCUCGGGUUCCAAAGCAAAUGGCCACCAUGUAAGAGAAAAUGGCCACACCAGAGGCGCCAAAAGUGAGAGCGACAACAGCAUCGUCAACGGGUGGCAAAAGAUUUCCAAGGGAAGGAAAAAGGGCGCCGAUGGGAAACCUCGAGGCGACGCCAACUCUCAUAGUGAAAUGCCACCAAAGAAUGAGUCUGAGCGAAAGGGAGGGUGA
Messenger RNA from Pestalotiopsis fici W106-1, 3825 nucleotides. RefSeq lists its product as uncharacterized. The coding region runs from base 1 to 3825 and encodes 1274 amino acids. Gene Ontology annotation, biological process: RNA 3'-end processing. The record is from RefSeq and is a predicted model, not a curated record. Gene Ontology annotation, molecular function: nucleotidyltransferase activity. The transcript is spliced from 4 exons. Lineage: Eukaryota; Fungi; Ascomycota; Sordariomycetes; Amphisphaeriales; Sporocadaceae.